Dichotomopilus funicola is the source of this 2439-nucleotide messenger RNA. Its product is annotated as P-loop containing nucleoside triphosphate hydrolase protein. NCBI's taxonomy places the organism in Eukaryota, Fungi, Ascomycota, Sordariomycetes, Sordariales, Chaetomiaceae. Gene Ontology annotation, molecular function: ATP hydrolysis activity; ATP binding. The transcript is spliced from 4 exons. The record is from RefSeq and is a predicted model, not a curated record. Gene Ontology annotation, biological process: endosomal transport; vacuole organization. Bases 1 to 2439 code for a protein of 812 amino acids.
AUGCCUCACGACCACGACUCCACGCUCGAAAGUGGGACAGACUCAAGGCCCCAAGACGUCAGUAAAACCGAGAUUCACUUCUACCGUGGGACGAAACUCGGCCAAGUUUUAACCACCCCAUUUCAGACUUCUCAAACCAACACCAUCACCGCAUCAACUGGGAAUUCUUUAGACGCUCUCACACCCUUGCUCGGGUCCCUUGCCAUCGAUGCUUCGUCCACAAGCCCCAACCCUAAGUAUUUGGCCGAGACCCCUGAAAGAGAGGAUGAUGCUGCAUUGUCAACCCCAACCCCCGUAGUUGAAGCUGGCCCUGAACCAAGGCAGGGCGUGAUAGCGAAGGUGUGGCCCAGCCCGAAGCUAGUGGAAAGCAGCUCCGCUGCAUGCGUGCUAUGUGGUGUGACCGCUACAAUUGAGUCCAAAAUCUACGAGACUCUCUGCUGUCAGCAGAACGCCUGCGAGACUUGCUUGACAAACGCAAUACCCGAUCGCAUACAGUCCGAUAUCUGGUGCCAUAUGGGUUCGUUGGAGUGGUCUGGAUGUAUAGCCGGGCAGUGUUCGGCGCGCUCACGGGGAUUGGAUCUCCCUCUCCGGAUUGUACACGCCCAGUUUGGCAUGAUAACCAACGCCCAGCAGGCUCGUGUGAUAUUGGAGCUUGUAAAGCCACAGCCGUCACAACAGGAGUGGGAACUGGCCCAGAAGCUGCAUCAAACCCUGGUUGAGCAUGAGCUUGCCUACGCCUGGGAUGAAGCGCCGGGGUUUGAUAUGAACUCUAUGCUGAUGCUGCCCGUUCGCUCGGGCUUUCUGACCCAGCGCGUGCCUAUCCUCAAGGAUAUGCUGAAGACUAAGGUGAUGCGCUGUGCGCGGUGUUCGUUCGAUUUUAAUGCUGUGGAUACGACGAAGAACGAGGCAGCCUGGACAUAUGUCACCACGCGUUUCCCUGGAGACUGGUCAUGGAUGGUGCUGGGUCGCCCGUCCAAAGCUGUCUUGCCUCAGUGUGCCUCCAAGCACUCGCUUGACAUCUGCGCGGAUUGUCUUCCCAAGUUUGCCUUCGCUGCACUUGAGUUUGUUGAUGGUAUUGCGGGAGGCGGUAAUUACCGCUGGGCGUGUUCGAUGUGCAAGGAGAUCUGGACACCAAACCUGGUCGAAAAGCUAGCCCGGCUCGUAGAUCCCAGCCGUGUCCCGCGAAGCCUAUCAGGGUUGUCUAUCUCGUCAAACCUCCCUCAAGGGCUGGCCGCGAAGCCCGCUGCUCUCCCAUCGUCCUUAUCAUCCAUGUUUAAGCGUACCAACAAGCCGAACCUUCUAGGCGGUGGCGGUUCAUCCUUCGGUCCAUCACCAGGCCCGUCAGAAACCGCAGCCCACCAAGAGGCGCUAAUGAACGCCAUCGUUACCAAAAAGCCCAACGUGCGUUGGCGUGACGUAGCAGGGAUGUCCAUCGCAAAGGAAGAGCUCCAGCGAGCCAUUAUCUUCCCAGCCAAGUUCCCGAGCCUGUACAAUGGAAAGCGCAAGCCGCCCAACGCUAUCCUUUUGUACGGUCCCCCUGGCACGGGUAAAAGCCACCUUGCCAAAGCCGUUGCCACAGAAGUCAACCACACUUUCUUCAGCAUUAGUGCCGCUGACGUGGUGUCCAAAUGGAUGGGCGACAGUGAGAAAUUAGUCAGAAACCUAUUCACCCUUGCCCGGCAACACGCUUCCUCCAUCAUAUUCCUCGAUGAAAUUGAUGCACUCUGCUCCAACCGCGAGGGCAGCGGAUCCGGCGGCGCAGCAGGAGCAGGAGGAAUGGGAAACAAUGAGCACUCGAGCCGACUCAAAACAGAAUUAUUACUCCAGCUGGACGGGACCAUGCACACCGACGCUCCUGCCAGUAACGGUAGAGUGGUCGUCCUGGCCGCGACUAAUCUACCGUGGGUGUUGGACCCAGCUUUCCGAAGACGGUUUGAACCGCGCGUGUACGUAUCGUUGCCGGAUAGGGAGGCGAGGCGGGAGUUGUUUCGGAUUCAUGCCGAGCGUGGGGAUGAUGAACGGGGUGGAGAAGGGAGUAUCUUGAGUGAUGAAGACCUCAAUGAACUGGCGGAUAUGACGGACGGGUACUCGGGGAAUGACAUCGCGAAUGCAGUGAAGCAUGCGAUGGGUAUGCCUGUGAGGGAGGCGCAGCGGGCGAGAUAUUUUCGCGUGGUGAGUGAAAAGGGGGGGUUACUUGGUGAGAGUGGGAGUGAACAAGGGGGCAACGAGAAGUACUAUACGCCUUGUGGAGCGGACGAUGAGGGUGCCAUUAAGAUGGGAUGGGAGGAUGUACCGGAGAACAGGCUACGCGUAGGACCGGUCACUGCAGAGGAUUUCAAGCGAGUCCUGCGGAACCGAACCGUCAAGUCGUCGGUGGGUGCGGGCGAGUCGCAGAGGUAUGAAGACUGGACACGUGAAUUUGGCGUGGAGGGGAAAUAG